GUACCAACAACACAGGUGGCAGAAUACAAGUUUAAGUACCGAUUAAGUAAAAAAAAAAUUUAGAAACCAAUUAGAGAGUUUUAAACAAAUUUCGGGGAAAAAUUACAUAUUAACAGUUAAAAAGAAAAGGAAAAACAAAAAAUAUUCCAUAAUUCAAUCCAUGCGAAAGAAAGAACCUGGAAAAUUUUGAAGUUUGACAUUUGAAAGAGAAAUAAGGGGCCGCCAGCAGCCAUGCGUUGUAGUCGCCCGUAAUCCUUAUAUAUAUGCCAAAUAUCAAACACUCCCUUUAACUUCAUACCAGAAACAAAUCCCUAAAUAUAAUUAUUAUUCAUUCGUUUUUUAUUCUUUGAUUUCGAGCUCCGAGAGAUAUUGUUUUGGGUAAUGGAGGGGGGUGAUAUUUAUAAAGCGAGUACUAGUUUAAGGAGAAGUAUACGGUCUGGUAGUUCUUCGAUAUGGAGAAACAAUGGCAUCGAAGUUUUCUCAAGAUCUUCUCGAGAUGAAGAUGAUGAAGAAGCUUUAAAGUGGGCUGCACUUGAGAAACUACCCACUGUUGCUCGUUUAAGGAAAGGUAUAUUGGCAAGCUCUCAAGGUGGUGCCAAUGAAAUCGAUGUUUUCGAUAUUGGAUGGCAAGAGAGGAAGGCUUUGCUUGAGAGGUUGGUCAAAGUUGCUGAGGAAGAUAAUGAGAAGUUCUUACUCAAGCUCAAGAAUCGUAUCCAAAGGGUUGGCAUCGAAGUUCCCACUAUUGAAGUCAGAUUCCAACAUCUAAAUAUUGAUGCUCAAGCUUACGUAGGAAGCAAUGCUUUGCCUACAGUUAUUAAUUUCGUCACUAACAUAUUUGAGAGCUUAUUGGUUGAGAUGGGAAUUCUUUCUAGUAGAAAGAAAAAGCUGACAAUCCUCAAAGACGUCAGUGGAAUCAUUAAACCUGGCAGGAUGACAUUGCUUUUGGGUCCUCCAAGUUCUGGGAAAACCACUCUCUUGUUGGCUUUAGCCGGAAAGCUUGAUAGUGCUCUCAAGUGUUCUGGGACAGUAACAUACAAUGGGCAUGAGAUGAAUGAAUUUGUGCCCCAAAGAACAGCUGCCUAUAUCAGUCAAUAUGAUCUUCAUAUAGGAGAAAUGACAGUGAGGGAAACUUUGGCCUUUUCUGCAAGAUGCCAAGGGGUUGGAGAUCGUUAUGAUAUGUUGGCAGAAUUGUCAAGAAGAGAGAAACAAGCAAAUAUUAAACCUGAUCCCGAUAUUGAUGUCUUCAUGAAGGCAGCAGCAACUGAAGGUCAGGAAGUAAAUGUUAUCACAGAUUACAUUCUAAAGGUUUUAGGACUGGAAGUAUGUGCAGACACUAUGGUAGGAGAUGAAAUGUUAAGGGGUAUAUCUGGUGGACAAAAGAAGCGUGUCACAACAGGUGAAAUGCUGGUUGGACCAGCAAAGGCACUCUUUAUGGAUGAGAUAUCUACUGGUCUGGACAGCUCUACAACUUUCCAGAUUGUAAACUCCCUCAAGCAAACUGUUCAUAUCCUUAAUGGAACUGCAGUCAUUUCUCUUCUUCAACCAGCUCCAGAGACUUAUGACCUUUUCGAUGACAUUAUUCUCCUUUCCGAUGGUCGGAUAGUAUAUCAGGGUCCUCGUGAACACGUUCUGAGUUUUUUCGAAUCUAUGGGCUUCAGAUGUCCUGAAAGAAAAGGCGUUGCGGACUUCCUGCAAGAAGUUACGUCAAGGAAAGAUCAAAUGCAAUAUUGGGCACGUAGAGAUCAACCUUACAGGUUUGUCACGGCCGAUGAGUUUGCUGAGGCAUUCCAAUCUUUCCAUGUUGGAUUGCAACUUGAAGAUGAACUUCGAACUCCAUUUGAGAAAGCAAAGAGUCACCCCGCUGCUUUGACAACCAAAAAAUAUGGUGUUGGAAAGUGGGAGUUGCUGAAAGCUAACAUCUUAAGGGAGUUUCUGUUGAUGAAGAGAAAUUCUUUUGUCUAUAUCUUCAUAUUUAUGCAGCUUUCAUUUAUGGCAAUAGUUUCUAUGACUCUCUUUUUGAGGACUGAGAUGAACCGAGAUUCAACUGUUGACGGAGGAAUCUAUAUGGGGGCAAUUUUUUUUGGCUUGAUUAUGGUCAUGUUUAAUGGAAUGCCUGAGAUUUCUAUGACCAUUGCUAAGCUUCCUGUCUUUUUCAAGCAAAGAGACCUCUUAUUCUUUCCUGCAUGGACAUAUGCUUUACCAAGAUGGAUACUCAAGAUUCCAAUCACAUUUGUAGAAGUUGCUAUAUGGGUAUUUCUUACCUAUUAUGUCAUCGGAUUUGAUCCGAAUGUUGAAAGGCUAUUUAGGCAAUACUUCAUACUCCUUCUCGUUAACCAGAUGUCUUCGGGGUUGUUUCGCUUCAUCGCAGCAUCUGCUAGAAACAUGAUUGUUGCUAAUACUUUUGGCUCAUUUGCUUUGCUCAUACUUUUUGCAUUGAGUGGCUUUAUCUUGGCACGAGAUGACAUAAAGAGUUGGUGGAUAUGGGGUUACUGGAUUUCUCCUCUGAUGUAUGGACAAUCCGCAUUGAUGGUUAAUGAGUUCCGUGGGAACCAGUGGAGUCAUUCUCUUCCGGGUUCAACAGAACCAGCAGGAAUCGAAGUUUUGAAGUCCAGGGAUUUCUUCCAUGAACCAAAAUGGUAUUGGAUAGGAGCAGGAGGAUUGGCUGGUUUCGUAAUAUUGUUGAACUUUUUUUUCACUGUGGCUCUUACCUAUCUAAAACCAUUUGGGAGUUCAAGGGCCGUAAUAUCAGAACAAACGGAAAGCAAUGAACAAACCAAUGGAAUUGGUGGAAGCAUUCAGUUAACAAACAAUGAAAGCAGCUCAAAUCGUGUAACUAACUUAGAGAUUCAAGAGGAGGUUCAAAGAAGCAUCUCAUCGAAGUCCUCGUCUGUGACAGAGGCAACUGUCGGGGCCAUUGCUAUCAAGAAAAAGGGAAUGGUUCUUCCAUUUGAGCCACAUUGCCUCACAUUUGAUAACGUUGUUUAUUCUGUUGAUAUGCCACAGGAAAUGAAACAACAAGGUAUUACUGAAGAUAGAUUGGUGCUACUGAAGGGUGUUAGUGGGGCUUUUAGACCAGGCGUUCUUACAGCUUUAAUGGGUGUUAGUGGUGCGGGUAAAACUACUCUUAUGGAUGUGCUUGCUGGUAGAAAAACAGGUGGUUAUAUAGAUGGGAACAUCACAGUUUCUGGUUUCCAGAAGAAACAAGAAACAUUUGCUCGAAUAUCUGGAUACUGUGAACAAAAUGAUAUUCACUCUCCUCAUGUCACCGUGUAUGAGUCUUUGCUGUAUUCUGCUUGGCUUCGAUUAUCUGCUGACGUUAAAGCUGAAACCAGAAAGAUGUUCAUCGAGGAAGUCAUGGAACUCGUGGAAUUGAAUCCGUUAAGGCAAGCACUGGUUGGUUUACCUGGUGUAAAUGGUUUAUCAACUGAGCAACGAAAAAGGCUUACGAUUGCAGUAGAGCUUGUAGCAAACCCUUCGAUCAUUUUCAUGGAUGAGCCAACUUCAGGGCUUGAUGCGAGAGCUGCAGCAAUUGUUAUGAGAACAGUUAGGAACACAGUAGACACUGGAAGAACAGUUGUGUGUACUAUCCAUCAGCCAAGUAUUGACAUAUUUGAAGCAUUUGAUGAGUUAUUCCUUAUGAAGCGAGGAGGAGAGGAAAUAUAUGUCGGGCCAUUAGGACACCAUUCUAAACAUCUUAUUGAGUAUUUUGAGGGAAUUCAAGGAGUUAGCAAAAUUAAAGAAGGAUACAAUCCAGCGACUUGGAUGUUAGAAGUUACCACAACAGCACAAGAAUUAGCUUUAGGUGUUGAUUUCGCCGAUAUCUACAAAAACUCAGAUCUACACAGGAGAAACAAAGCUCUUAUUGAAGAUUUAAGCAAGCCUGCUGCUGGAUCAAAGGAACUCUAUUUUCCAACUCAGUACUCUCAGUCAUUCUUGAUUCAGUGUGCAGCAUGCUUAUGGAAGCAACACUGGUCAUAUUGGCGCAACCCGCCAUAUACCGCUGUUCGAUUUCUUUUUACAACUGUAAUAGCAUUGGUGUUUGGGACAAUGUUCUGGGACCUUGGCUCGAAAAUGAAUAAAGGACAAGAUCUGACCAAUGCUAUGGGUUCAAUGUAUGCUGCUGUUCUUUUCCUUGGUAUCCAAAAUGCUUCAUCUGUGCAGCCUGUUGUUGCUGUUGAAAGAACGGUCUUUUAUCGAGAAAGAGCUGCUGGAAUGUAUUCUGCCAUGCCAUAUGCCAUUUCGCAGGUUAUUAUUGAGAUGCCUUACAUUUUUAUUCAAGCUGCUUCGUAUGGCAUCUUAGUAUAUGCAAUGAUUGGAUUCGAAUGGACUGCUGCAAAGUUCUUUUGGUAUCUCUUCUUCAUGUACUUUACCUUAUUAUACUUCACCUUCUAUGGCAUGAUGGCUGUUGCUGUUACGCCAAACUACCACAUUGCAUCGAUUGUUUCUGCUGCAUUCUACGGACUAUGGAACCUCUUUUCAGGGUUCAUCAUCCCACGACCGAGCAUGCCUGUAUGGUGGCGAUGGUACUAUUGGGUUUGUCCAGUAGCAUGGACCUUGUACGGAUUGUUUGUUUCACAAUUUGGAGACGUGGAAACACCCCUAGAAGAUGGAGACUUCAUUGGUCAAACAGUGGAACAAUAUUUGAGAAGUCGAUAUGGUUUCAGACAUGAAUUCCUGGGAGUUGUCGUUGCCGUAAUUCUUGGUUUCACUGUUUUGUUUGCAUCCAUCUUUACUGUGUCCAUUAAGGUCUUUAAUUUCCAAAGACGUUAGAAUUUAUGGUUUCCAUCUCUGUAAUGUUUAAGGUCAUGCUUUUAUUCAUAUAUUAAAUCUAUGCCAUUUUAAUUUUAACAUACAAAUUCUUUCAUUGUAUCUGAAGAUUUUGUUGUAAUACAAUAUAUUAAAUAAAUAUAAGUGUUUUUCAUUGCAGUCCAUGAAAAA
Molecule: messenger RNA, 4938 nt
Organism: Gossypium arboreum
Lineage: Eukaryota; Viridiplantae; Streptophyta; Magnoliopsida; Malvales; Malvaceae
Product: pleiotropic drug resistance protein 1-like
Exons: 24
Coding region: 382-4770 (1462 amino acids)
Cellular component (GO): membrane
Molecular function (GO): ABC-type transporter activity; ATP binding; ATP hydrolysis activity
Source: RefSeq, a predicted model, not a curated record